GUAGCUUAGCAGCAGUAACUGUUGGCAGGGUUCUCUUUAUUAUUAAGGGGAUGGGAGGUCCUGCAUUUAUACAUCAAAAAUGCUGGCUUUAAUAAACAUUUUCUCAUCGAGUUCAGCAAUAAGCGACAAGUGGGCAGGCGCCCUAGUACUAUGACAUCUGACAUUUAUUAUUAAAGGUAAUUUAGCUAACGUUAAUCAGGUGUAUUAGGAUAGCCAGCUUGAUAACUGUAAACCGCCAGCUAACGUUAGUUAGAUAGCUGUCGCCUAACGCAAGCUAACGUUAUUUUGUUCAUUCAUGGGAAGUGGUGAAGUUAUCUUAAGUUAAAUAAAACUAACCAUCUGUGCAAUUAUAUAAGUUAUAAUUUACUGCGAAAACUGGUUAGGUUAUCACACAGUUUCAGUGACUACAGUUAUUUCAGUAGAUUGAACUGAACAGCACGUCUUUGAUCAUGCCUCCAAGCAUCGACUGGAAUAAACUGAUGGAGGUUGACCCGGAUGAAUGGGAGGGUCUGGAAAAAGAAGCUGAUGAGCUUGUUGACGUGAUAUCAAAGGUUCAACCAAAGGACCUGAAAGAAGGUGAUACCAAAAAAAUAAUUCAGCUUUUCAGAAUCACUCAGACCAUCAUGAAGAUGAAAGUACAGGAAGUAAGCUGUGCUUAUGAAGUCAUUGAUAAAGCUGGUGCAGAUCAAGCUGAAAUAGAAAACCAGUUGAAGGCCCAAGUGUACAGAUUAGAGAAUGAGCUGGAGAUGGCCCAGCGAUCGACCGGGGGAAGAGACACGCGCUUCCUUCGCGAUGAAAUCCGCCAACUGGAGGCUCAGGUGGAGCGCAAAGAGAAGGAGCUGGUCCAGAUGGAGAAGGACCUGAACAAAGAAAAGAAAGUCAAUGAGGAACUGUCUCUUCGCGCUGAAGAAGCAGAGGAUGAUAACAGGAAGUUGAAAAGAGAGAUAAAACGGCUAAGGAAGAAGAAUGAGCAGCUCAAUCGGGAUGUGAUAUUUUACCGACGAGAGCUGGACCAGAAGGACCCGGUUCCCUCGCGGGAAGAGAACAGCGAGGCUCAAAAGAGGCUGAACUCCGCCAACCGGCAGCUGUAUCAGUGCAUGGAGGACCUGCAGCGUGCAGAAGACGAGGUCGCCCACCUGAAAGCCCAGAGCGAGCACAUGGAGAAGAGUCUGGAGGAGUCCGUGAAGGAGAUGGAGAGGAUGACUGACGAGUACAACAAGAUGAAGAUCGUAGUGCAGCAGACCGACAUCAUCAUGGACCAGCUCAGAAAAGAAAGGGACCAGGCCAAGAUUCAAUUGAGAGAGCUAACAGACCAGAUACAGGCUCGGGCAGCAGAAGAUGAUCCUGUGAUGGCUGCUGUAAAUGCCAAGGUGGAGGAGUGGAAGACUAUAUUGUCAGCCAAGGAUGAUGAAAUCAUUGAGUACCAGCAGAUGAUCAGAGACCUGAAAGACAAACUCCGGACGGCCCAGAUGGACUCUGACAAAAGCAACCUGAUGGCCUUGCAGCAGGCCGUACAGGAACGAGACCAUCAGAUCAAGAUGCUGACGGAGCAGGUGGAUCUGUACACGGGAGAGAUGGAGAAAAACGCACUCCUCGUCGAAGAGCUCAAAAAACCUCUUCAGAAAGACAGAGGGCCCCCUUCAGUGAUCCAGCAGAGAAAGCUGGAUGACCUGAAGGUCAAGCUGCAGGCCGCGGAGCAGAGGCUUCAGGAGGCCGAGAGAGUGGCCGAGCUGGCCGAGUCUGAUGCCAGGGAGAAGGACAAAGAGCUCAGUGAAACCCUCGCUCGCAUGAGAGUCUAUGAGUCUGGCACGGGAGGGCUGGAAGCCGCCGUCGCUGAGAUAAAGGAGUGUAAAUACCAACUGAAGCUGCGGGAUCGUGAGGCGGAGGCCAUGACCAAGGAGAUCAACCAGCUGGAGAUGAAAGUCAAUGACCUGCUGGACGAGAACGAGGACCUGAGAGAACGUCUGGGAUUAAAUCCAAAAGAAGAGGUUGAUUUGUCAGAAUUCCGACGAUCCAAAGCUUUAAAACAAAGGCAGUACAAAGCAGAAAACCAGGUCCUUCUAAAGGAGAUCGAGCGUCUGGAAGCGGAAAGACUGGAGCACAAAAAACAGAUCAGAAACCUGGUCAAGGAUAAAGGGCUAUCUGUAAGUCAUUUAGCGAUGGAUGACGAUGAUGGCAAAGUCACCAGGAGCAUCCAAAAGCUAUCUCCCAGCUCCAUUAAUGAAGACGAGCUCAAACGCAAGUAUGAACACCUCCAGAGAGAACUGAAUAGCAGAGAAAGGGAGCUGGAGCUCAGAAGAACAGAGUCCACUCAAUUCAAGGCUAAAUUGAAUGACAUGUUGAUGGAAAAUAAGCAGCUGGAACAAGGAAUGCAGGAGAUAUUGAAAGCCAUUCAGGAUACCCAAAGAACCACGCAGGCUCAAACAGGAGUCAGCAUUCCCAUUCUCGAGAGGCUCGUCAGUGCAAUGGAGAUGAAGAACUCGGAGGGGAAGUUUGACGCCAGCAUCCACUUAAAAGCGCAGGUGGACCAGCUGACUGGCAGGAACGAGGAGCUCCGACAGGAAAUGCGGCUCGCCCGGGAAGAAGCCACCCAAGCCGCAACUCAGCUGGCAAGAGCCAAUGAAAAGAUGUCUAUACUGGAGAGUGAGGUGGAAGUCCUGAGGCGAUCAGGAGGGAACAGCAUCGCGUUUAAGAGCCUGAACCUCCCUGAAGAGAUGGCCCCCUCCAGUGUGGAGGUCAUCAGCUCCCUCAACGAAUAUGCAAUCACGCUUCUGCAGGAGCUGAAAAACAAGGAGGAAUCAAAUAAGCAACUGGAAACAGCGUUAGAGGAGUACAAGGGAAAGUUUGCUGUGGUUCGACACCAGCAGGGACUAAUAUACAAGGACUACCAUAGUGAGAAGGAGUCUUGGCAAAAGGAGAGGGAUUCUUUAAUGGAGCUGAAAAAUAAACUUGAACAGCAGAAAGAGGUGGAUGCAGUGAGAAUAAAGGAAUUCAAUCACUGGCUGGAGGUUUUAGAGAAGGAUCCCACAGAAAUCAAGCAGCAGGCGUGUGAGGCGGCUCGGAAGAUGACGGUGCUGCGGGUGAAGGAGGCGUCGCUGAUCAGACGCUACACCACCCUGCUGGAGAUGGAGCAGCACCUUCGGAAGGAGAACAACAAACUCAGGAGCGACUUCCUGGAAGCGGAGGCCACUGUCACACAAAGGAUCGGCUAUUUGCAGAGAUAUAAGGAUAUGGCCUCUUUCAAAAUAGCAGCGUUGCAGAAAGCCCUCGACGACAGUGUCUCAUCUUCUGAACUCGAGCGGGCCAACAAACAAUACAACGAACUGACAGUAAAAUACAGAGACCUUCUACAGAAGGACAACCAUCUCGUUCAGAGGGCCACCAACCUGGAGCAAUUAGAGAGUGAGAAUGCUUCUCUGCACGAGCAGAUCCAGGGUCUGAACAAAGAGCUGGAGAUCAGCAAAGAGAAACUGCACACACUAGAGCAAGCCUUGGAACACACCGCCAAGACAGGUGGGGAGAGCGGCAUGGACAAAGCGUCCAAAGCCAUCGCCAACAGCGAGAUCGCCUCGGUGUCCAAGAGGAUGGCGGUGCUGGAGAUGAGGGAGCUGAACGAGCGCCAGAGAGCGGAGCACGCUCAGAGGAUGUACGAGCACCUGAGGAACUCGCUCAGACAAGUGGAGGAUCGCAACGCGGAGCUGGAGACUAAAUUUGCAGAGCUGACCAAGCAGAACCUGGAAGCCCAGCGGACGGAGCAGGAGCUGCGUGACGAGCUGGCCAACAGCGUGAGCAAAGCGGUCAGCGACGCCGACCGCGCGCGCAUCAGCGAGCUGGAGAGAGCCGAGGCCGAGCUCAAAAUCGAAGUGUCCAAGUUACGGGAGGUUUCAGAUGUGGCCAAAAUGCAGGUGUCUACCCUGGAGGCCAGGCAGCAGUCCAGAGAGAAGGAGGUGGAAGCCCUGAGGAGACAGGUGCUGGACUAUCAGGCCGAGUCGGACGAGAAGGCGCUCAUCGCCAAGCUGCACCAGCACAUCGUGGCGCUGCAGGUGAGCGAGGCCACGGCGGUGAGCAGGCUGGAGGCGGCCGCGCUCAAGGCCCGCCAGCUGGAGGCGCGCCUGCUGCGGGCGGAGCAGCGCCUGGACGACAAGGAGCAGGCGCUGUACCACGCCCGGCUGGAGGGCCGCAACCGCGCCCGCCACCUGCGGCAGACGGUGCAGGCCCUGCGCAGGCAGUUCGCCGGCGCCCUGCCGCUGCCCCAGCAGGAGAAGUUCUCCCGGACCAUGAUGCAGCUGCAGGCCGACAAGCGGCGGGGCCAGGAGGAGGCGCGGCGGGCCGAGCAGGAGCGCAGGCGGGCGGAGGAGAAGGCCGCGGAGCUGGAGCUCCGUCUGAGCGGGCUGGAGGAGCUCAUGGGCUCCCUGAAAGACGGCAGAGGCGCUCAGAAGGUGAGCGAGUGGCAUAAGAAGAUGGAGGAUCUGCGUCUGCAGGAGCUGCGGCGCAGCAGGGAGCUGGCCUCGCUCAAGGAGGAGAUCAGGUACCUGCGCAACGUCGUGGCCGAGCAGGAGCGCGCCAUCGGCGGCCUGGAGGAGGACAUGGUCCAGCAGAACAACCUCCAUGAGGAGCGGCAGCUGUCCUGGGAUCAGCGGGAGGUGGAACUGGAGCGACAGCUGGAUCUGUUUGAGAAGCAGCAGAAUGAAAUCCUGGGUACUGCCCGAAAGUUUGAGGAGGCGACUGGGUCCCUACCAGACCCCUCCAUGCCGAUUGCCCACCAGCUGGAUUUUGCUCUGCGGAAGAUCAAGGACCACGUCCGCACUAUCCUGGAAACACAAGCCGCCUGCAAGACUCUGGAUGAGAAACUGAAGGAGAAGGAGGCGGCGCUCUGGCGGGCGGAGCAGAACGUGCUCUCGCGGGACCGGGUCAUCAACGAGCUGCGCCUGCGCCUCCCGGCCGCGGCCGAGCGGGAGAGGCUCCUGGCCCACCUGGCCGAGAGGGACGAGGACCCGGAGAGCCAGCCCGCCCUCAAGGUGGCCCACCAGACCAUCAACAACCUGCAGGCCAGGCUCAACCAGAAAGAGGAGGUCCUGAAGAAGUACCAGAACCUGCUGGCUCGGGCCAGACAGGAGCAAGAAGACUUGACAAAGAAGCAAGAAGAGGACAUGAGGGUUCUGCACAAGAAACUGGACUUGCAUACAGACACUUCGCUGGACAAGUUCAGGCAGACAGCCCUGGAGCUAAUGAAGAAGCCUACCAUAGACGUUCCCACCACCAAGCACCUGAUGCGUUUGGCAGAGAUGGAGCAGACUGUGGCUGAACAGGACAACUCUCUGUCCUCCCUCAAUGCCAAGCUGAAGAGUGUGACCUCUGAGCUGGAGAGACAGAGACAGAUCACUGCCGUCAAGGUCAAAGACCACGCCGCUGAGAAGGAAAAAUUGGAGGAGCGCCACGCCGCGCAGGUAAAACAGCUGGAGCAGGAGGCGGAGGAGUUGCGGGCGCAGAUGUCACAGAUGGAGAAGGAGGCCCAGUACCUCCGGACCGAGCUGGAGGCGCAGAAGGAGGCCAACGUCAGGUCCCCCUCAAAUACCAUGAAGAACUUGGUGGAACGGCUCAAAGCCCAAGUAGCGCAGAAAGAUAAACAGCAGAAGGCCCUCAGUAAAGCCCUACUGGAACUGCGCUCUGAGAUGACCACGCAGGCGGAGUUCCAAAUCGUAGCCAACGCAGCACAGAGAGAGGAGAGUCUGAACAUCCAGAACAUUGUGGACAGACACACCAAGGACUUACGGGCUCGCAUCCAGGAGCUGAGCGAGGAGCUGCAGGUGGCGAAGGACGGCCUGAGGGCGGCGAGGUCCAGGGAGAGCUCGCUGAGGGACGAGGCCGAGGCCCUCAGCCGGGACCUGCAGCGGAGCCAGAAGACUCAGGCCAAGCUGCAGAAAGAGAAGGAGGAGAGGGAGGACGAGGUCCAAGAGCUGAAAAAGAGAGUGAAGAGGCUCACCACCGGCCUGCAGAGCAAGGCGGAGGCUGAGAAAGGGCCGUCGGUGGAGGAGCUCCAGAAGAAGAUCCGGAGGCUGGAGUCGGAGCUGGAGAAGCAGUCUGGGUCCGAGCCUACGGAGAGGAAACCCAUCAGAGAGGACAAGAAAGAAGAGAUAUUGCGAUGGGAGGAAGGAAAGAAGUGGCAGGCCAGGCUGGAGAGCGUGCGGAACAAGCUGAGAGAAAAGGAGCGAGAGAGCGAAUCUCUAACCAAGCAGCUCAGCACCCUGAAAGAGCUCUAUGGCAGGCUGGACCAGGAAAAGGCGGCCCUGCAGAAGAAGCUUCGUGUUCGUGGUGUGACAGUGGAUCAGGUUGUGGGAGCGAGAACAAUGGACUCUGAGAGAGAGAUUGAAGAACUUAAGAGUCAAAACGCUGAGCUUGAGCAGCAGAUCAUUACCAUAAAAAAACAGCAGGCCUUGCCGAGAGAUGCCGCGAUUGACGACAUGGACCUUCGAAAUCGCUACCUGGAAGAAAAGAUCCAUUCUCUGGAAAGACAGCUGUCCAAAGAGCCCCCAUCACGUCCAUCUGAAAAUAAAUCUUCACCCUUGUUCAAUAUGUCUUCCACCAAGGGGACUUUGACAUUUGAUGUUAACCACAAUGGCUCUUAUAAAGAGAACACAAGAUGUGCAGAAACUGAGGUGGGACAGGAACAGACAGAUGUGGGUGAAAAUGAAGUGAAACAGCAGCAAAUGGAUGUGGGUGUAAAUGAAGUGAAACAGGAACAGGUAGAUGCAGGUGAAAAUCAAGUGGAACAUGAACAGACAGAUAUGGCGGAAAACAAAGUGGAACAGGAACAGAUAGAUGCCGGUGAAAAUCAAGUGGAACAUGAACAGACAGAUAUGGGUGAAAAUGCAGUGGAACAACCGGAGAUACUAAAUAUGCGUGACUAUGAAGUGGAACAUAAACAGACAAACACAGAUGAAAAUGAAGUGGAACAGGAGCAGAGAGAUAUGGGUGAAAAGGAAUUGGAAUCAGAGAAAAAUGACCAGGAAGAGCAUAAGGCCACAACAAAUCCUUCUGGUGGUGACAACCCUGAAGUGAACGUAGUAAAUCCAAAAGAACACCCUACUGAGGAACUGGCUGGGACUGAAAGUGUGUCAUCUGGACACGGGAGAAGCAGAGUCAGUAAGACAGUGAAAGUAGGUGGAAGGCUGAAAAUGGUGGCAGGUGAGACGAUGGAGGAGGGACCUGAGGAAUCAGUCAAUGCAGCGCUGGAGGUAAACCCUAGCACCAAUGAGGACCCCGAGAGCUCUGCUAGAGAGCUGGACACUGAUGUCACGGAGGAUGAGCUGGAAGGUUUAGAGAGGGGGAUGGGGUACCCUGAACCAGAGCCCAUGACCAAAGAUGUGCAGAGGCAGAAAGCCAAACAGAAAUCUCACAAAGUUCUGGAGACUUCAGGCAGGGGUUCUGGGACCCCAUCGCAGAGGGAGGGCGAGCUGCAGAAAGAAAACCUCAAGCUCUCCUCUGAAAACCUGGAACUGCGAUUUCAGCUUGAGCAGGCCAACAAAGAUCUGCCCAGGUUAAAGGAUCAGGUGAGCGACCUGAAAGAGAUGUGUGAUGUUCUGAAGAAAGAGAAGACUGAGAUAGAGAGGAAGCUGGGAAAUGUCCGUGGGUCUGGGCGGAGCGGGAAAACUAUCCCGGAGCUGGAGAAGACCAUCGGCCUGAUGCAGAGGGUGGUGGAGAGGGUGCAGAGGGAGAACGAGGCCCUGAAAAAGACCCCUGCUGGCCCCACCCAGGACCAGCUCACCGCCCUGGAGCUUGAGAACAAAAAACUCAAGUCUGACUAUGAACAGCUCAAAGCGCAGGCUGGAGCACAACAAAGCGCAAUGAAUGAGUCAAGGACCAAAGUGAUGGAGAAGAUUAUGAUGGAAAAUGAACGCUUGCGCAAGGAGCUGAGAAAGGAAGCGGAGAGCGCUGAGAAGCUUCGAAUAGCCAAGACCGGCCUGGAGACCACCAAUGAGAGACUGCAGGCCCAGCUGCAGGAGAGUAGCCUGAGGCCUGGCCAGCAGGAGGGAGCUGACCGCAGGGGCGGGAGGGCUACCGUGGUGACUAGGAUGUACGAAAAUAAAAUGAGAGACCUGGAGAAUGACAUCGCCCAGAAGAACAGCAGCCUUUCAGAGCUCAAACAGCUGCUCCAAGAAGCAGGGGACCGGGAGCAAAAAUCAGCACAGCUCAUUGGCGAGCUCAGAGAGCAGGUUGACUUGUUAAGACAGUUUCCAGAGGAUGCCAAAACAGAUUCAGGGCUUGUGAAGGAAUUCCAAUCAAUGCGGCUGAUGAACCAUCAGCUGGAGAAAGAGAAGGCGGAGCUUCUUCGGCAGCUCAGCACGCACAGAGACCAGAGAGGAACAGGGCCAGGACAGGAAGACCUGCAGAGCCAGCUACAGCAAGAAGAUCUGGAAAAGAGAAAACUGCAGGAAGAAGUGAAGAGAAUGAAGAAAGAGUUGGAGAACUUUGACCCAACUUUUUUUGAAGAAAUUGAGGACCUUAAGUUUAAUUACAACCUGGAGGUAAAGAAGAACAUUCUUCUGGAGGAGCAACUGAAAAAGAUGUCCGAACAGUUUGGAGUGGAAGUGUACAUUCCAACUAAUCUUUCAGUCAGCUGAGGUUUUUAUGAAGCGUCAAUUUCAAAGUGAAAAUUUGGUCUAAUGGACACCAAAAGUGCUUUCAGUACAAAUACGGUUGCAGAAGUUAAAUAAAAUUCCAAGGUGUUUGGACUGUUUUCCAAUUCAGUUUUUUUAGCUUCUGCUAACGUUGUUAGGAGACCGAAUUAAUAUGAACAAUGUAAAAAUGACUGCUCGCCACUUUGAUUGUAUUGUGUAUUGUGUACACGUGUCCAUUUGUAUGUGUGGUAGAUUCAUGUAUUUUUCUACAUUAUGUUACAGUGAUUUAAGUUAAUAAACAUUCUUGUACUAUAAUUUAAUAUUAUAUAAUAUUGGAUUUCUGAUGUCUGCUUUCGCAUUUAAUUCUAUGUGGAGUUGUGUUACGGAGGCAACAACACACUACACAUUUACCAUUUUUAAUAAGCACUUCUAUGAUCAUUUGGCUCAGAGGAAUGCAACCAUUAAGUACAGAAGAACAUGCCAUACAAUAGAUGUCUGGAAAUAUUUAACAUGUGCAAGCUGUUCUAAUUAUGGAUUUUUUACUAGUUAAAAUAAACUUCAGCUUGCAUGUAACGAA
This is a messenger RNA of Anguilla anguilla (European eel), 9195 nucleotides long. It is a transcript of the gene cep290, whose product is annotated as centrosomal protein 290. NCBI's taxonomy places the organism in Eukaryota, Metazoa, Chordata, Actinopteri, Anguilliformes, Anguillidae. The record is from RefSeq and is a predicted model, not a curated record. The transcript is spliced from 55 exons. Bases 450 to 8621 code for a protein of 2723 amino acids. Gene Ontology annotation, biological process: kidney development; camera-type eye development.